AUGUUGCUCCAACUCGUCCCCGUGCUCCGUCUCAUCGUGCGCAGCGUCUCGGCCAAGCAGCGGUGGCGAGCCCUGCUCAGCCGGCUCGCACCCAUGAGCAACCGCCGUCGCGGCAAGCGGCCCGACACGCGCACGCCGAAAAGCACGCCCGCCCUCAAGCGCACGCCGUCCGAGAUUGCCGACGACGCCACCGUCGACACGGGCACGUGGCUCAGCACCUCGAGCCCGCCCGUGGUCGCCGACUGCGGCCGCUGCAUCGCGUCGUCGAGCCGCCACCCGCCGGGAGAUAGCGAUUGGAAGGGAGAUGGCGAGGGGAAGGGGGAUGGCAAGGGGAAGGGGGAUGGCAAGGGGAAGGGGGGCAAGGGGAAGGGGGGCAAAGGGAAUGGGGAUGGCAAGGGGAAGGGGGAUGUGGGCUGUAUCGCGUCGUCGAGCCGCCACCCGCCGGGGGGGGAGGUGAAUGGGGUUUAUAUCAAGCCGUCCGAGCCAACCGCUGUCGAGGCCGGGAAGGGAGAUGUCCAUGUCAAGCCGUCCGAGCCAACCGCACCUGAGGCCGAGAAGGAACUCGAAGAGGUGCCUGAAGUGCCUGAGGAGCCUGUCGUUAUCGAAGAACCUGUUGCCGUCUUUGUGGAGGAUGGCGAGAGCGAGGAGAAUGUUGCCGUCUUUGUGGAAGAUGGCGAGAGCGAGGGGAAUAGCGAGGGCGAGGGGGAUAUGGAGGGAGAUGGCGACCGCGAGGGGAAUAGCGACGGCGACAGCGACGGCGACAGCGACUUGCUCGAGGGCUUCUACCAGUACUGCGGCGCGUCGUUCGAGCGGGCGUGCCGGCGCUAG
Molecule: messenger RNA, 828 nt
Organism: Lasiosphaeria miniovina
Lineage: Eukaryota; Fungi; Ascomycota; Sordariomycetes; Sordariales; Lasiosphaeriaceae
Exons: 1
Coding region: 1-828 (275 amino acids)
Source: RefSeq, a predicted model, not a curated record